This is a messenger RNA of Cadophora gregata, 354 nucleotides long. RefSeq lists its product as uncharacterized. NCBI's taxonomy places the organism in Eukaryota, Fungi, Ascomycota, Leotiomycetes, Helotiales, Ploettnerulaceae. Bases 1 to 354 code for a protein of 117 amino acids. The transcript has a single exon. The record is from RefSeq and is a predicted model, not a curated record.
AUGUCUCUAGUUGGCGGCGGCUCUCUCCUCAUAGGCACCAUUCCCGCCAUCUUCUACAUGGAGAAAUUCGGUCGUCGAUUCUGGGUAUGUGCCAUGCUUCCAGCCUUCUUCGUUGGUCUCCUCAUCAUCGGAUGUAGUUACCUUAUCCCAGUCUCCAACAUACCCGCCGCGCAGGGCACUUACAUUGCUGGCCUGAUCAUCUACGAAGGCUUCUUUGGCCCGUACCCAUGCCUGACCUGGCUAUCGGUUCAUAAGACGUUUAAGACCGUGCAGAACACUGAAGUCAACGUUUUAAGGGAACAUUUAUACAACGCACAAUAUUUCAAGAUAUUAUUAGUCUUUGCAAUUCUUUGA